Molecule: messenger RNA, 2460 nt
Organism: Haliotis rufescens (red abalone)
Lineage: Eukaryota; Metazoa; Mollusca; Gastropoda; Lepetellida; Haliotidae
Product: sarcoplasmic reticulum histidine-rich calcium-binding protein-like
Exons: 1
Coding region: 1-2460 (819 amino acids)
Source: RefSeq, a predicted model, not a curated record
AUGACAUCCAACGGCGUGGUGGCGCCCGAUGACGUGGACCAUGGUGCCAGACAUGUGACACCUGAUGACAUGGACAAUGGUGCCAUACAUCUGACACCUGAUGACGUUGACGAUUGUGCCACACAUUUGACACCUGAUGACGGGGACCAUGGUGCCAGACAUGUGACACCUGAUGACGUGGACCAUGGUGCCAGACAUGUGACACCUGAUGACGAGGACCAUGGUGCCAGACAUGAGACACCUGAUGACGUGGACCAUUGUGCCAGACAUGUGACACCUGAUGACGAGGACCAUUGUGCCAGACAUGUGACAACUGAUGACGAGGACCAUGGUGCCAGACAUGUGACACCUGAUGACGAGGACCAUGGUGCCAGACAUGUGACACCUGAUGACGUGGACCAUGGUGCCAGACAUGUGACACCUGAUGACGAGGACCAUGGUGCCAGACAUGUGACACCUGUUGACGAGGACCAUGGUGCCAGACAUGAGACACCUGAUGACGUGGACCAUAGUGCCAGACAUGUGACAACUGAUGACGAGGACCAUGGUGCCAGACAUGUGACACCUGAUAACGAGGACCAUGGUGCCAGACAUGAGACACCUGAUGACGUGGACCAUUGUGCCAGACAUGUGACACCUGAUGACGAGGACCAUGGUGCCAGACAUCUGACACCUGAUGACGAGGACCAUGGUGCCAGACAGGUGACACCUGAUGACGAGGACCAUGGUGCCAGACAUGUGGCACCUGAUGACGAGGACCAUUGUGCCAGACAUGUGACACCUGAUGUCGAGGACCAUGGUGCCAGACAUGUGACACCUGCUGACGAGGACCAUGGCGCCAGACAUGUGAUACCUGAUGACGUGGACCAUGGUGCCAGACAUGUGACACCUGAUGACGAGGACCAUGGUGCCAGACAUGUGACACCUUAUGACGAGGACCAUGGUGCCAGACAUGUGGCACCUGAUGACGGGGACCAUGGUGCCAUACAUCUGACACCUGAUGACAUGGACCAUGGUGCCAGACAUGUGGCACCUGAUGACGUGGACCAUGGUGCCAGACAUGUGGCCCCUGAUGACAUGGACCAUUGUGCCAGACAUGUGACACCUGAUGACAUGGACGAUUGUGCCAUACAUCUGACACCUGAUGACGAGGACCAUGGUACCAGACAUGUGACACCUGAUGACGAGGACCAUGGUGCCAUACAUCUGACACCUGAUGACGAGGACCAUGGUGCCAGACAUGUGGCACCUGAUGACGUGGACCAUGGUGCCAGACAUGUGACACCUGAUGACGGGGACCAUGGUGCCAGACAUGUGACACCUGAUGACGUGGACCAUUGUGCCAGACAUGAGACACCUGAUGACGUGGACCAUUGUGCCAGACAUGUGACACCUGAUGACAUGGACGAUUGUGCCAUACAUCUGACACCUGAUGACGAGGACCAUGGUACCAGACAUGUGACACCUGAUGACGAGGACCAUGGUGCCAUACAUCUGACACCUGAUGACAUGGACCAUGGUGCCAGACAUGUGGCACCUGAUGACGUGGACCAUGGUGCCAGACAUGUGACACCUGAUGACGGGGACCAUGGUGCCAGACAUGUGACACCUGAUGACGUGGACCAUUGUGCCAGACAUGAGACACCUGAUGACGUGGACCAUUGUGCCAGACAUGAGACACCUGAUGACGAGGACCAUGGUGCCAUACAUCUGACACCUGAUGACGUGGACCAUGGUGCCAGACAUGUGACACCUGAUGACGGGGACCAUGGUGCCAUACAUCUGACACCUGAUGACAUGGACCAUGGUGCCAGACAUGUGGCACCUGAUGACGUGGACCAUGGUGCCAGACAUGUGACACCUGAUGACGAGGACCAUGGUGCCAGACAUGUGUCACCUGAUGACGUGGACCAUUGUGCCAGACAUGAGACACCUGAUGACGUGGACCAUUGUGCCAGACAUGAGACACCUGAUGACGAGGACCAUGGUGCCAGACAUGUGACACCUGAUGACAUGGACGAUGGUGCCAUACAUUCGACACCUGGUGACGUUGACGAUGGUGCCAGACAUGUGACACCUGAUGACGAGGACCAUGGUGCCAGACAUGUGACACCUGAUGACGUGGACCAUUGUGCCAGACAUGCGACACCUGAUGACGUUGACCAUGGUGCCAGACAUGAGACACCUGAUGACGUGGACCAUGGUACCAGACAUGUUACACCUGAUGACGAGGACCAUGGCGCCAGACAUGUGACACCUGAUGACAUGGACGAUGGUGCCAUACAUUCGACACCUGGUGACGUUGACGAUUGUGCCACACAUUUGAUACCUGAUGACGUGGACAACGAUGCCAGACAUGUGACACCUGAUGACGUGGACAACGUUUAUGACGUGGUUGAUAAUGUCGGCAUAUACCAUCCAGUAGAGUUGAUAUCCAAUGUAUUUAUGUCCAUGUCGUAG